This is a messenger RNA of Gambusia affinis (western mosquitofish), 4252 nucleotides long. RefSeq names its product guanine nucleotide binding protein (G protein), alpha 11b (Gq class) (gene gna11b). Gene Ontology annotation, cellular component: heterotrimeric G-protein complex. The coding region runs from base 1321 to 2400 and encodes 359 amino acids. NCBI's taxonomy places the organism in Eukaryota, Metazoa, Chordata, Actinopteri, Cyprinodontiformes, Poeciliidae. The record is from RefSeq and is a predicted model, not a curated record. Gene Ontology annotation, biological process: adenylate cyclase-modulating G protein-coupled receptor signaling pathway; action potential; phospholipase C-activating dopamine receptor signaling pathway. Gene Ontology annotation, molecular function: GTPase activity; G-protein beta/gamma-subunit complex binding; guanyl nucleotide binding. The transcript is spliced from 7 exons.
UGCAAUAAAUAUAUUAUUUAUUGCAAAUAAAAUAUACGCGGUUCACAGAUUGUAGUUGCGUAGCCCACAAAAUUUGUGAAUGAGUCUUAUGCAAUUCUUCCCCCUGGCCUCAAGAUGUCGCUGCAGUUCCAGCCCACCUUUGCCUUCUGGUUACAUCGUUUUUGUUUUGUUUUUUUGUAAUGCGGCGGUGCCGCUUCGGUGCUUUUAAAAUGUGGGUCUAGUUCCACUUUAACACCAUGCUCCAUGCAUACUUUCUCAUUUUCGCAAACCUUUGUUUAGACCACACCAUACGUGUCCAACAUUUAUAAUAUGAGACGGUUAUAUAUCCUGUGGAUCAUUUUCGCAUCUCAUGGACGUAAGUUGGGGCGCUCGGAUACAAAUCCCUCCCCGAGAUCCGCCUCGCUCAUUCAAUUGGUCUGCCCCAAACCUGUUUCAUGCAGUCCACCGUCUGUCAGUCAACGCCGCGCUUCCCUCCUCCGCCUCGCUUGGCAGCAUCCAGGAGUGUGCCCACCUUAUUCCUGCGACGGGCAUUUGAUGUGAACAUAUUUACGGCAAGAGCCGGAGUUUUUUCUCCGUUAUUACUAGUUUUUUUGCACUAGCGUUGUCAUUUACCGUCGGGAUGACUCAGGAUGUAACUGGGUGUUGUCCUGUUGUUUUUAGCUAGGCGGACAAAUUCCUUCAACCAGCCUGCUGUUUCAAUCACUGCCGGCUGUCACUACGUUAACCGAGGCGCUGUUUAGUUGGGCGAGCUAGCGGGCUAGCAGGGCGAGCACUCCCGAUUGUCUUCGGCCUAAUUUAGGGGAGGUUGUGCUGAUGUUGUUGGAAUAACGCCGAAGAGACUGCGGACACAUCAGCUGCCACCUGGUUGGAUGCUGCAGGUUUGAACCACUCUUGACGGAUGGUGAAGAUCGAAUUGGAAAAGGCAGUGACAGAAAAAAAAACCUAAAGGGGCUUUAAGUUGCUGCCAUUAGGAACAAAAAAGCAAAAAUACCUAAGCUGUGUUCAGAGCGGUGCAGUCAGAGGAGCCCCUUCCAGUGUGAAUCUCCCGUGAUUUACAGUGGAACAUCCGGGUGAAGUCGCGCUUCUUCCCGGCCGGGGGGACAACUUGACAGCGAGGCCCCUUGGCUAAGUUUCCCCUCCCCCAGCCCCGACCAUCCAUCCAUCCGUUCGUCCAUCCAGUCCAGUCCAGUCCAGUCCGACUGACCGCCUCCUCCUCGCUUGCUUGAGAGCCAAGCGAGGGCCGGGGAUUCGGGAGAAACGGAAACCGUGAGCCAGCGUUCGUCAGGUCCCGUUUGAUCCGGGCUGCCACAACCAGGGGGGAUGACUCUGGAGUCCAUGAUGGCUUGCUGCCUGAGCGAGGAGGCGAAGGAAUCGAAACGAAUCAAUGCAGAAAUUGACAAACAACUCCGCCGAGACAAGCGGGACUCCAGGAGAGAGCUGAAAUUGCUGCUGCUCGGUACGGGAGAAAGUGGCAAGAGCACCUUCAUCAAGCAGAUGAGGAUCAUCCAUGGAGCCGGCUACUCGGAUGAAGACAAGCGGGGCUUCAUCCGGCUUGUUUACCAGAACAUCUUCACCUCCAUGCAGGCCAUGAUCCGCGCCACCGAGAACCUCAAGAUCCCGUACAAAUAUGAACAGAACCGGGCCAACGCCAUGGUUGUGAAGGAAGUGGAUAUUGAGAAGAUCAAUGGGUUUGAUCAGCACUAUGUCGUAGCUAUUAAAAGCCUGUGGGCUGAUCCGGGAAUCCAGGAGGCCUACGACCGUCGCAGAGAAUACCAGCUCUCCGAUUCCACUAAAUAUUAUCUUUCGGAUCUGGAUCGUAUUGCCGAUCCCAACUAUCUUCCCACUCAGCAGGAUGUACUCAGAGUGCGCAUCCCCACUACAGGAAUCAUAGAGUACCCCUUCGACUUGCAAAGCAUCAUUUUCAGGAUGGUGGAUGUCGGGGGUCAGAGGUCAGAGCGGAGGAAGUGGAUCCACUGCUUUGAGAAUGUCACCUCCAUCAUGUUUCUUGUGGCUCUGAGUGAGUACGACCAGGUCCUGGUGGAGUCCGACAACGAGAACCGCAUGGAGGAGAGCAAGGCUCUGUUCAGGACGAUCAUCACCUAUCCCUGGUUUCAAAACUCUUCAGUCAUCCUCUUCCUCAACAAGAAGGAUCUCCUAGAGGAGAAGAUCACUUAUUCCCACUUGGUGGACUACUUCCCUGAAUUUGAUGGUCCCCAGAGAGACGCCCAGGCAGCGCGGGAGUUCAUCCUCAAAAUGUUUGUGGACUUGAACCCAGACAGCGACAAGAUCAUCUACUCCCACUUCACCUGUGCCACGGACACUGAGAACAUCCGCUUUGUGUUUGCGGCCGUCAAGGACACCAUCCUACAGCUCAACCUGAAAGAGUACAACCUGGUGUGAGAGGGGUGGGGACGGUGCUGACGAUGCACUUCUCCCCCCUCACCCAUUGCACAAAGCGCACCCCUCUUCGGAAACGUGCCGUCAACCCCACACGCAUCGCACAGCGCAGCACUCCGGCUCUCACACACUCAUUCACACACAAACAGAACUGUUGCUUUUUUUAAUUUUAAAUUUAAAAAUGUCCUUUUUCCCUGCCCAGUACGGUGUGUAUUUCCAGGUCCUCCCACCUUGAAUCGUGCCCCUUCUUUCACCAAAGCCGCUCCGUCCUUCUCCUCCUUCUCUCGGCAGCUUGUCGCGUCAGUCUUCGGCCCUCACACAGCUGCUCCGUGUGUCAGAGCUCGUCAUACAGACCUUUCAGACGGGCUCUGCGGCGGCGACCGGAAGGGAUUUUUUUUUUUUCUUUGGCAUUUGUAUUUGGGGCAGUUUUCAUUGGCAAUGAAUUUUGGUGGAGAAAAAAACAAAACAACAAAAAGAAAACGGUAAUCUUCGGGCCCCGCAGUGUUUGACCCCGUCUCCUUUCCUGCCAGUGUGGAAGGCACUGACUGACUUAUCUGGUGAUAUCAUCUGAGAACCAGCAGUGCUGAACACAGACAUGCUCCAGAGCGACGCGGUCCGGAUGUGAGGUCGCGCACCAAACAAAGGGACGGACUGGAGGAUUCUGUCAUCGCCUCGCAUCUAUGAAUGUACCCCAGGUGUGAGCAUCGCAGUCGCGAAAAAAGAGAAAUGUAUAUUAUGAAUUUAAUGCAUAUUUAAAAUCUGUUGCUGAUUUUUUUUUUUUUUUUUUUAGCAGAUUUUUACUGAUUUAAGCACUAACACUACACAGGCUGAGUCAAGCGGGCAUGAAAGCAGAAAGCGUAUAAAACAAAUUUUGCUAAAUUUUUAAAAAAGCAACUUAUUUGACAUAAGUAUCCUUUGGAGAUAUGAUUUUUAUUUUUUUUUUAAGUUUAAGUUAAUCACACGCUUCCCUCCUCCAAAAUGUAUUCUGUAUGAAUUUACAGGGACAAUCUUCCACAUGACGCAGCACGCGAAACCGCUCCCCCAGUACAAAACACUACGUAGUCUCGCAGCGGGGCGAAGGACCCCGCUUUGGAAAGUUUUUGCUCUCAUUCACGGAGUUGACCUGCGAGUGGCUAAAUCGGCCCGGAAACGCAACGUGUCCGACGACGUCACACUUCCUGACGCGACGCGGCCAUCACUGGCGUCAGGACGUUCUUCUUGUAUUUUGUUUUUAUGUUGAGCAAUUAAAUUAAGGGGAAAGGUAGGAAGAUGCGCCUUUCACAGAAAAUACUCUGAAGUCUGCAAAUCUUUGUGUAUAUUUGUAAAUACAUAUACACAAAACUCUUCUGUACAAAACAAGUGCUCUGUGGUACACCAUCUUUGGUUUUGGAAAAGAAAAAAAAGGAAGAAAAAAAAAAAGACUUUCUUUAGCAUACAGUUUUCUCCUAUGAAUUUAUGGUAGUAUUGAUACUGUGAUUAUGAAUUAUGUUCACUUGAUUAAUAGAACUUCAAAGAGCCGCACGGUGUUGAGGAAAUGAAGUGGGGUGGGAGGGGGAGUCGGAGAAAAAGAGCCUCUGAACGCCACACUACUGCAACAGCUCUGUGUUCAGAGUAAAACUAACUAGGGCUGGUUCAACUAAAAAGAAAAAAAAAUCUUCACGGUUAAGGUGAAAGGAUGAUAUUGAGAGUAAUUAAAGAUUUUUUUAUUUAUAUAAUUUAUGGACCAGGAUGAAGGUGUUGAUAAUUUGACUGCUCGUGUUUCUGUCAUGUUAAAGGGCUCCUCUUCUCAUGGCAGAGCCUAACUUGAGUCUGAACUGCUGUUAAAAAAACAAACUAAAAAAAAUAACAAAACGAC